Diprion similis is the source of this 4828-nucleotide messenger RNA. RefSeq names its product la-related protein Larp4B (gene Larp4B). The transcript is spliced from 11 exons. The record is from RefSeq and is a predicted model, not a curated record. Gene Ontology annotation, molecular function: mRNA 3'-UTR binding. Gene Ontology annotation, cellular component: cytosol; cytoplasmic stress granule. Gene Ontology annotation, biological process: positive regulation of translation. Bases 115 to 2514 code for a protein of 799 amino acids. Lineage: Eukaryota; Metazoa; Arthropoda; Insecta; Hymenoptera; Diprionidae.
CUGAGGAACAACAAUAUACGUCCUUUUGUGUGGUGUACGUAAGUGUAAGUUUGAUACUUGUGCAAGUUUCGUGCAGAACGAGAUGACGUUAAUUAAUUAAUUAAUAGUUUAAAAAUGCCAGAGACGAGACUGAUUUCGUUCUCGACCGGUAAAAACGACGCGGGAAUACAACGUGCUAAAGGGUACGUGUACAUGAAUGGGGACAUUGGGAAGCUCCCAUCAGGGGCGGGAUACCCAACCACCCCUGAGUCCCUGGGUACAGUCGGGGGUGCACCGACCAACAGUACAACCGGCCUAGAUUACAGCGUCAUGAACGGAGGUCCUAGUGCAGAAUUGAUGUUAGAACCAGGUGCUAGCAGCCUAAGUCCGGCGCAGCAACAUGCCAUGAACAUGGGAGGGGCAGCUGCUUACAGUCCGAUUGACAUUACGGCGCUCGGAGAGGCUUCUGCCUCCGUUGGAUCGCUCGCCGACGUCUCAAUGCCCGGCAUACCUCUUGACCAAUUGAAACAGAUGCUCUCUUCGCAGCUCGAAUACUACUUCUCCAGAGAGAACCUAGCCAAUGAUACAUAUUUAUUAUCUCAAAUGGAUAACGAUCAGUAUGUACCAAUAUGGACAGUAGCAAAUUUUAACCAAGUCAAGAAGCUAACUAAAGAUAUCAAACUGAUAACGGAGGUGCUGAGAGAGUCUCCUAAUGUCCAGGUGGACGAAGAAGGGCAGAAAGUAAGACCCAAUCAUAAACGGUGUAUCGUUAUUCUUCGCGAAAUACCAGACAGUACUCCACUAGACGACGUUAAGAAUUUAUUCUCAGGAGAGGGAUGUCCUAGACUCAUUUCAUGUGAGUUUGCACAUAAUAGCUCCUGGUACGUGACUUUUGAAUCCGACGAAGAUGCUCAAAAGGCUUAUAGGUUUUUACGUGAAGAGGUUCGAGAAUUUCAGGGAAAGCCUAUUAUGGCUCGUAUCAAAGCUAAACCAAUGAACAGGCUACCUAUCCCAGCAGUUACUGGCAUUGCUGGGAUUAAAAAUGGAUAUCGAACUACUCCUCCUCCUCCGCCAGUUUAUGAUCCAACCAACUACCCCCCUGGCCAACAGCGAUUUCUGUACGCAACAAACGGCAAUGCAAUGCCGCAAACGACUAUGCCACCGUAUGCGAAUCCAGUUAUCUAUCACCAACCAUUUUAUCCUGCUGGUAUGAUACCUUGGACCCAUGGCAGUCCCACCGCUUAUAUUGAUAUGAGUGUAUUUACAAUGAACGGAAUGGCGCCACAUGGUUCAUUCAAACCACAUAACACAAGAUUCGCUCCUAGAAACAGAAAUAAACAAAGGAAUGGAUCUGAGAGAGGAGGUUUAAUGGACAGUGGAGGUGGAGGAGGAAUGGGCUCCACAGGCCGAUCUAGCCAUCCUCUGAUAAGAGGGGGUCCCAUGGUAUCUAGCACGAGCACAUCAGCUUCUUCGUUAAGCUUGCCACCAAUGAAGCCGACAUCCUCAUCUUCCUAUCAGACUGGCACAAAGUUCCACUCUUCCCAUGCAACAACGUUGUCGGGAGGAGAGCCUCCUCAGUUCAGUAGUAGCAGCAGCGGAAACAGCAGCAGCAGCAGCAGUGGCGGCAGUCAUGUCAAGGCAUUGAUGGAGAACGAUGCUCAGGCAAUGGAUUCGCCUAUUCAGUUUCCCCGCCAUCGUACACAUCGCAGGCCCAAAGACCAAGAUGCAAUGUCAAAAGUGAACAGUAGCCCGCUUCCGUCGAUAAGAGAGUCCAAUAUAGCUAACAAUUCGCAAUACAAUCGUGGCGUACAAUUUGACUUGGAAGCAACAGCCUUCCCACCACUUCCUGGUUUGGAUGCCGAUCCUGCCAAGCUGCAUACCGCCUCAACGGAGACCGCCACAACCGAUAGUUUGCAAUCUCACUGGGAGAACAGGCUUUCAGACGUUGUCAAAGGUACUGCCAAGCUGAAAAGCACAAAAGAUAAAGAGCCGACAGCGGGGGGUGUCGCUCAACAGCAACAGGAGCAACAACAUCAACAACAACAACAACAACAGCAGACCAGCAACAGCAGCAGGUCAGCAAGUCCUGGGUCAAGCACAGGUGGCCCCUCAUCGUCUGGUACCUUAGAGGCUGUCGCCAAUUCUGGCACAUCGUUGGGAGCACCCACCACCUCCACAGUCUCAAACUCCAAUUCCUCUGCCAGCAACACUGACUCUACAGACAUCGCUCUCAGCACGAUCACUCUUACUCCCCCGUCAUCUCCCGAUAAAUCUGUAAAGACUGAUGACUCAAACAUGGUGAACGGCGUGGAUGAGGCUAUUAGUACAAAUCCACACGCGACGGAGGAUGUUGAAACGGCAGCCAGCUGCAGCUGCGACGUCUCUUCUACGCACCAGAGUAACCAGAUACAAUCAGGAGUGACGUCGAGCUCUCUUAUAGAUCUCACCAGGCCGAGCUAUGCUCAAGUAGCACAACAUUGCCGAGAACUACGUUGUACAAAACACAAAACAGAUGAGAAGGAUGGAAAUAUGUAAGGCCGAUAUAUUUCACUGCAAUCAAUUUCAAUAAUUAGCAGUUACAUGCACCUGAAAAAUGGGUUCGACGGGUCGUUUGCCAACCGCUUUAAUCUUGAAGCGAGUUUGGUAGGCACAGAAAAACAAAUAACAAAGAAAAGAUUAUAAGAAAACAGAGAAACGAACUUUUUACAUUGUAUACAGUGACUUUGCCUAUAUUAUACUAAUUGUGGCAUCGAUAAACGACAAAUGAUAAACGAGAAGAAAAACCAUAAUACUAAAGGAAAAAAAAUACAAAAAAAUUAAAACAGCCCAAAAAAAGGCAAAAAAACAAAAAAAAAAAAACAAAAACCAAGUAUUCAAGGAAACAGUAAUUUUUCCCUUAAAAUUUAAGAAAAUAAUAAUAAUAAUAAUUGCUGACAGGAUAAUACACUGUGUAGGAGAGUGUCGUCGGUACUUUGGUUCUGUGAUUUUGGAGGUAUACAUUAGUUGAAAUUAAAAAACAAAAAAAAUCUUGCGUUAACACAACAUAUUAAUGUAUUUAUUUGGAAAAUUGAUUUACUUCUUUUCACAAAUUUUCGGAUUGUAACAAGAAAAUGUUCACUACCUUCGUGCCAAACCUUGACACUUGUGUGCAGCUUGUAUAUUUUAGAACAUAUAACUUUGGCCGAUCUUCAGUCUUUCUGUAACAAUUUUGAGUGAUUCAUAUUUCUAUUCCAUAUGGGGACAAUCUUCAAUUUCAUAUUCGCUAGCAAUUUGCCUUCUCGACAUUUGUUGUUCUGUUCAAAGUAGGAAGCCAUAUUUUAAGCGGUUUAACUUUACAGAAUUUUAGUUUUCCUUUUUUUUUUGUUUUUUCUUUCUCUUCAUAUUCCAAUGUUCUUCUGCCGCGUUGAAAUAAAAGAGGAAAAAGAUCUUGUAAUUUCCAGAAUGUCAGCGAUACAAUUCUUUACUGCUUACAGCAAUUUUCUUUGCUCAUUUAGUUAUAAAAAAAAUUUCAACUAACCAGAUUGACAUUGACACCGACAUAUAUAUACAUAUAAAUAGAAAUUAUCCCCUUUUAGCAUCCAUUCAACCAUUAUUACUUGUUUUUUUUUUCGUUGUAAAUAUUUCCUAGUAAAAUUUUAUUUCUACUUCAAUGGUUAGUAUAUUGAAAUUAUUUUACUACAGCGCAUCUUUUUCCCACCUUAAAAAGAAAUUUGAUCUAUUCCAAUAAAAUUUAUCACUAAUAAUGUAAAAAUUUGAUGAAAUAAGAAGAAGAUCGACAUCAAAACCAUUCGUGUCUUUUAAAAAAACGAAAUUCUUUGUUAAUUUGGGAUGCUAGGAUGUUUUGGCGCUGAACGAGUUGAACUUUUGUGACGGAUAUGAAAAGUAAUUGUUACUUGCUACUAUGGGCAUUAUAAUUGGUGUCUCAUGCGAGGAAUUAUUUAUAUCUCAGCUCGAUAUUACUUGUUAUGGACAUUCUGGAAAGUAGUUUCUUUUUUUCUUUAUCUCGAACAUGAAAAUUGUAAUUCUAAACAAUUUCGAAUAUAUCAUGGUAACUUUACUGCCGUUACAGACCCUUAUUGCGGCACUGUUUUAUUUUCUAAUGAUAUAUUGUUGAAGAAAUUCAUAAUAAAAAAUGAAAGAAUAUCAGACGACGUAGAUUUAUGCUUUAGCAAGUAACAUAAUAAUUAUACCAAUACUAAUAAUAAUAAUAAUAAUAAUAAUAAUAAUAAUAACAACAACAACAACAGUAAUAAUAAUAAUAAUAAUAUUAAUAAUAAUAUUGAUAAUGGUAAUGAUAUAAAAAGAAGAAGAAAACGAAAAAAGAUUACAAAAAAAGAUGUCACGAAAAUGGUAUUUGAGCACACAAAUAAGUGCCUCAAGUGUUGUGUAUAUUACAGGAGCUUGGCUUUAGAUGUUAUACAUAAUUAUAUGUAACUACAUAAUAUAAUAGUUAAGAGCGCAUAUGAUAUAUUUGUUACUGAUAUGCAUGCAGAAUUAAGGUAAUGGAUGCUGAAAGAUUGAAAAAAAAAAAAAAACACAAACACAAACAAACAAUAAUGGUGAAAAACAAACAACAAACAACAACAACAACAAAGAAACAAAUACAAGAAAAAACAAUCUCCUGCAUAAAAUGAAUUACUAUUGUAUGUAAUUGAUAUUUUAAGUUUAACAAGCUAUGCUGCCUUUUAAUUUUUUUAUAUUUCAAACAAUUGUUCGCGCCUACAACAAUCGUAGAUUGAGAGUUGUAACUAAAUUAAUAGUCAGGUGAAAACUGAUUGAUAUAUUAGUUAUUUGAGUUUCAUAUUUUGGUGCUGUAGGCGAUUUAGUAUAAAAAGAGGAAAAGAAAAUA